CAUUAUCUUUGAGCACGCUGUCAUCAAGGAAGUUGGGCAACAUGUCCACUCUCUCGAGCAGUGUCAUGCUAUGAUGUCAUUUUGUGGGCACUCCAUAAUGAGCCAAAGUUACAAAGUUACGCAACUUUGCCCGGAAAUUCCAAAUGAAGCCUGGUGAUACGACAACGUUGCACCUGUUAGCCACAUUAGCGUGUUGGCAGAGUAUUCGUUUCUUCUUGGGAUACUUGUGACACCUAGUCAUUCUUUAAAUCAAAUGUUUCUGGAAAUAUUUGUCCAUCUUUGCGACGCUACGUUUUAGCCACAGUUAAUCACUGAUGUUUAUAGGUAGGCCAAAGUAAUGAUUGAGAACAUCUGCGAGGUAGAGUCACAUGGAAAUGUAAAACGUCCCGCUGUACUGUGUAUCAUUCCUCAUGGAAUGGCUCUUCCCCAAUUAAAUUGCUUGGUGAGAUCCUAGCUUCUCAGUCCAUUAGGGUUGGCCAAAGACAUUGGAUAAAAGCUGAUCAAUGCCAUCUAUCCAUCCAUCAAUCUGCUUAUCCUGCUCGGAGUGUAAGUAAACUUUCAUUUUGCAUCUUGUUUGGGUGUUUGCAGUGAUUUUCCUAAAGUAUUGACAACACCUGCAGCAUUUUCCUGGAGAAAGCGCUCUGCUUUACAUGUGUCGACAGAAGUAACCCUGACCAGUUGCUGUUGCAGCCUUUCUUCCUGCACGACUGUGUGCCCGAGUUAACUAACAUCUAAACAGAGCAAACAUGUUCAUUCAACUUGCUGUCUUUUCGUGGGUUGCUUCUGGAUAUUUAUCCGAACCAACGGAACUCUGUCAACCUGAUGGAAGACCCCCACCCUGUCAACAUGUUUUCCAAAAUAUUUGUUAUGAGAUUUGGGCAGAAUCUAAAUCCUGGACACAAGCAAGGAGCAGCUGCGCACAACGAGGAGGACACCUCCUGGGAGAGUUUAAUGAUGCCAUCAAAAUGAUUCUGAAUGACUUCACCAGACAGAGAAGCAUCGGUAACCUCACCUGGUGGCUGGGGCAGAGAGAUCGUGAGGACAACCUGGAAGCCCUGUUGGGUGAUUACGAAAAUGUCGUUGCUUCCAAAGACGCGACCAGCUGCACGUACAUGAAGCAGAAUCCGUUUCAGCUUGUUGUGUCAUCCGACUGCAACCAGAAACGUGGCUUCCUCUGCACCCACAGUUUGCAGCCAUCACAAAACACACAGGAAAAUUUGGCAUCCGGAUCACGGUUCAAAAGGAGUGAACACCCGAUGGCUCCCCAUAUAUAUAACAUUGUAAACCUUCUUUUGGAAGCUGACAAUGAACUCAUGCGAAUGGAAAUGGAGGCAGGAGAGCCAACGGAUGAAAGUAGGGAUGGAUUCAUUCGGUAUUUGUUGAAAGGCACUCAAAAUCUGACACCUGAACUUGCCCUCGAAAACAUUGACGUCAUAAGUCACAUCAUUGGCUGUAGCAUGAGCAUCCUUGACAUGUCCAUGAACAAAUGUGACAUCCAGGUGAACCCUAACCCUACUUCCCUAUUUGAGGAUAUAUUUGAGAUUUUCCGGACCAUUUCAGUGCUACUGGGUUCAGCGACAUCAGAAAGAAUCGUCAUUAAGCACUCAAUGGGCUCCAUCUAUCUGAGCAGUCACAACCCUGAAGACCUCAGCAAUGUCAUUCUGGGCUCAGUGGAAGAUGGUGAGUUCAUCAUAAUGCCCCCAUAUUCCGUUCUUCAAAGUCACAUUGGCCGAGACGAAAAAAUCAUUGCUCAGAUGGCUACAUUCUCGGUGAAUCCCCAUCCAACUGAUGACAAGAUCUCCGGAACUGUUUGCAGCCUUUUACUGAGUGAUGGAGAGUCAGACGUUGAGUUGUCCAACCUCACAGAGAUGAUCGAGAUAUUUAUGCCUCGCCCAAUCGUUUCAACAGUGAUUAACCAAACAGUCGAACUUGAAGAAAAUGCAAAGGUACUGACAAGAGUCAACGUCUCAGACCCUACGAUGUCCGUUUGUAUCAGAGUGGAACCCAGUGGGAACGUUUCCUUGAUUCUUACACUGUCUGAAGGGUCGCCUCCGAAUUCCAGUUACUUUGCCAACAUAACCAUCCUAAACCAAAAAGGAGGCUACCAAUGGAUCCUAACUCCGGAGAUGUUACGGCAGACUCCUGGGGUAUGGUACAUUAGCAGUGAACUCUUCAACUCCACGUGGGAGCCAGGCAUUGCACUGAGCAUCACCACUUUUAUGACCAAGUGCAUGCACUGGAGCAUCGACCAACAAACAUGGAGCACAGAUGGCUGUCAGGUUGGGAAGCAAAGUACUCCCGGACAAACUCAUUGUCUCUGCAACCACCUCACUCUUUUUGGGGGUUCCUUCUUUGUGAUGCCGAACUAUGUGGACUUAACACGCACGGCGGAGUUGUUUGGCACUGUCUCUCAAAACUACGUGGUGCUCUCACUGCUUUGUGCUUUUUUUGGCCUCUACCUGGUCACUCUCUUGUGGGCGUGCUAUGCUGACCGCAGAUCACGCUCCAGAAGGAAGAUGACUCUGCUGGAGGACAACCACCCGUGUGCGCAGUACAACUACUUGAUCGGUGUCCAAACAGGACAGCGCAAGAAUGCGGGGAGGACUGCCAAUGUUACAGUGACAAUGACUGGCUCAGAGGGACAAAGUGAUGCACACCAUCUCGCGGAUCCUGACAAGCCCGUGUUUGAGAGGGGAGCUGUCGACAUGUUUCUCUUGGCCACACCCUUCCCACUGGGCCAAGUGCGAAACAUUAGGCUGCAGCACGACAACUCUGGAGGUCACCCAUCAUGGUAUGUAAACAAGGUGACCAUACAGGAUCUCCAAACUCAACAUGUUUGGCACUUCUUUUGUGACUGUUGGAUAAGCAGUGACCAUGGCGAUGGUAUGACGAAGAAAAUGUUCAAUGCUGCAAAGAGCGAUGAGGUAUCCUGCUUCAGGAAUAUUUUCCAGAGCCGAACAUCGACAGGUUUUAGGGAUGAACACAUUUGGAUGUCCAUUGUGGAUCCGCCAUGGCGGAGCCCUUUUACUCGGGUUCAGAGGGUUUCUUGCUGUAUGAGCCUGCUCCUGUGCACCAUGGCCAUCAAUAUUGCCUUUUGGAACGUUCCAGAGAAUGAGGAUUCUCCAGUAGUCUUCUCCAUUGGUUCGCUGCAAAUUACGUGGCAGGACAUCAUGGUGGGCGUCGAGAGUGGUCUUCUCAUGUUCCCAAUCAACAUCCUCAUUAUCACCAUAUUCCGAAGCAUCAAACCACGCAUUGUUUCAAAGUCUCCAAAAAACAGCUCGGAGGACAAAGUGAGACCCCGGUUGGUUACCAUAACAACCAUUCUAAAGGAAACCGAGGAGGUCCUUUCUCUGCUGAGCAGAAGUCUACGGAACAAAAUGGCACAAAUAUACAGAUUGGAGUCCAUCCCUGAUCUCUUUGCAGCCUUGAACAGAGUGCAUGAAUUAAUUCAUCUUAUGCAAGGGGAAAUUGAGAGCGACCUGCAUUGGGUCUACUGCAGCAAGUUCCUCCUCGCCGCUCUUUGUCGCCUGCGUUUGUGUCUAGAAACGUUGGACGGAAAGAACUUCCCGAGUCCACAGGAUUACGCACAAGCACUAGACAUCACCAAUCUGCUGGUUCGCAAGGCCGAUAUGGUUUUCAGCAGUCACUUAGCCUGCUGCUCACCUCCCGUGAAAAAGAAGAGUGUGUCAUCCGGCUGCUGGUUGCCUUGGUGGUGUGUGUUCAUCGGCUGGUUCCUGUUAAUUUCCCUCAGCGGCGUGUCCACUUUUUUCACCUUGCUCUAUGGAUUUUACUAUGGCAAGGCAAAGUCCAUCAAGUGGAUCAUGUCUCUGGGCCUCUCUCUCUUCCAGAGCAUUGUCAUAUUACAGCCUCUCAAGGCCUAACCAUCAACUGUAAGCCCCCCCCCCGCCAUAACCGAGAUCCUCAACUCAUUUUUUAGCAUUGGCAAACAGAUAUGCGACACGAAGAAGGGGUAUUGCUGAAGAAUUGCCAAAUGUGCUUCAACAAAGUCUUGAGCCAAGGUUGCGACUUACGCACAUGUAAUUUCAUAGUUUUUUUAAAGACAUUUGUAAACAAAAAAAAUAUGAUUAGAUUAGUUGUACAAUUUUGAGGGGAAUUCUUUUCAUUAUUCAGUGGCGUGACAAAAUGCAAAUAAUAAAGAUUUGUUGUAAUAAACUAGAAAAGUUUAUUGCAACAAAUCUUUUCUGAGGUGCCCAUUUGCCAAAUGCGUAUGCGAAUGAGCCUUUUCAAAAUUUUCCCCACUUUGACAUUAGAGUGAAAACCUCAAAAUUGGCUGAGUUUUCACGAGGCUGAAAAAAAGUCCAGUUUAAAGUGAGCUGUCAUUUUUGGGGUAUUACCUAGAUGUAAAAUCAUUAUUGCUGUUGUUACUGCUAUUCUGUCCGUUCAUUUCUCCUACUGCUGUCUCCUCGUCUGUCUGUCUGUCUGACUGACUGACUGAUCUACUGCAGCUGUUGUCGUGCCAUAAAUGCUUCAAAUGUAAAGACAUUUUUCGGUUCAUGGGACAAGAGGAUUUGUCUUUAUUUUUAAAGGUGAUUGGAGUCGCUGUGUUUUUCGCCCUGUUGCUUAAACCUGUCGCGGUGGAGGAAAUUGAAGAAAUUGAACAAGUGCUUUC
This is a messenger RNA of Hippocampus comes (tiger tail seahorse), 4630 nucleotides long. It is a transcript of the gene pkd1l3, whose product is annotated as polycystic kidney disease 1-like 3. Gene Ontology annotation, molecular function: protein binding; calcium channel activity. Bases 747 to 3881 code for a protein of 1044 amino acids. The record is from RefSeq and is a predicted model, not a curated record. The transcript is spliced from 22 exons. Gene Ontology annotation, cellular component: membrane. Lineage: Eukaryota; Metazoa; Chordata; Actinopteri; Syngnathiformes; Syngnathidae. Gene Ontology annotation, biological process: detection of mechanical stimulus.